Messenger RNA from Aptenodytes forsteri (emperor penguin), 1037 nucleotides. It is a transcript of the gene STEEP1, whose product is annotated as chromosome unknown CXorf56 homolog. Bases 54 to 614 code for a protein of 186 amino acids. The record is from RefSeq and is a predicted model, not a curated record. The transcript is spliced from 7 exons. NCBI's taxonomy places the organism in Eukaryota, Metazoa, Chordata, Aves, Sphenisciformes, Spheniscidae.
CGGGAGGAGUGCGACGACGGGGAGAAGCCGCUUCACGUUGCCUGUGCGGGCAGAUGGUAGAUGGUGCAGACUGCCAGCUGGAGAAGCUGCCGAUGCGGCCGCGGGACCGCGCCCGGGUGAUGGACGCCGCCAAGCACGCCCACAAGUUCUGCAACGCGGAGGAGGAGGAGAGCGUCUUCCUGCGCAGACCAGAAGGCAUAGAGCGGCAGUUCAGGAAGAAGUGUGGCAAGUGUGGACUGCUGCUCUUUUAUCAACACCAACAGAAAAAUGCUCCCGUGACGUUCAUUGUUGAUGGUGCUGUGGUCAAAUUUGGCCAGGGUUUUGGGAAAACAAACAUAUAUACUCAGAAACAAGAACCUCCCAAAAAGGUGAUGAUGACCAAACGGACCAAAGACAUGGGCAAGUUCAGUUCUGUCACCGUCUCCACAAUUGAUGAAGAGGAGGAGGAGAUUGAAGCAAGGGAGAUUGCAGACUCCUAUGCACAGAAUGCAAAAGUGAUUGAGAAACAGCUGGAACGCAAAGGCAUGAGCAAAAGAAGGCUACAGGAGUUGGCUGAGUUGGAAGCCAAGAAAGCCAAGAUGAAAGGAACCCUGAUUGAUAACCAGUUCAAAUGAAACGCUGCACAUCUGCUGGGUGUUUGGAGACAGGAGAAAGCUACCAGGAGCUAUCACAGAUCUGCCAACAAAGUAGAAGUAACAGACAACAUUCAAGGGCAACGUGCUGCAGCCAGCUUGGAGGAUGAGUACCUCUCUGUUGUGAGUGAUACUCUGGUACCAACUUUAAUAACUCCAGCGGCACUGCAGACCUUGCUGAAACUGCAGUUCUCGGCAGACCCAGUGUUAAGAGCAAGCUGUUCCAGCCAGCAUAUUUACUUUUGGGAAAAUCUUUGCUGGGUGCCUUCCUGAGUUCAGUGCACCUUUAGAUACCUGUCUUUUUAUUUUGGUAGUUUUCAAAUGUGUAAGAUUUCCAUAAAUGUAUUAGAACAAUAGGUCAACUGUACAACAAAGAAAUCAUUAUAAAAGUAAGCUCCGUGCCUG